CCGCUGCGCCAACCCCCCCUCCUCUCCUUCCUCCCCUCUUCCUUCCUCGGCCGCAGAUGCGCCAGCAUCUCUCCCACCGGCAGCAGGAGCAGGAGGAGCGAGAAGCAGUGACACGGACAGAGAGGGAGCCCCGCACCUACACUAGCUAGCUACCCAGCCACAGCCACCGGCCACUACCACCACCAGUCCACCACCGAUCGAAUCGGGUGCGUGCUGCUCCGGCCGGCCGCUCGCUCGCUCGCUUUAUAAGCCAGCCAUCCAGCUCCGCCCGAUCGCCAUCGCCAUAGCCUCGCCUCCGUCCACGCAAAACCCGGCACACCUCUCCUCCGGCCUCGCGCCACCACACCCGCCGCCCCGCCCGCCGCCGCGCAGGCCGGUUGCUCCGAUUGGGAGUGCCAAUCGGAGCCAACAACAGGGGAAGCACAUGCUGCCGUUCGUCCUAGAGUUCCUCAUUGAUGUCGCCUGUGAUCAGUGAGAUCCUCCUCUCGGGGUUUAUGAUCAACUCCACACUCCGGCGUCGCACCCAUCUCGUCCAGUCUUUCUCCGUCGUCUUCCUCUACUGGUUCUAUGUCUUCUCAUAAACUACUCGCCCUCAUCAUCGCCACGCCUCCUCUCUCCCACUCUCUGCCUUCUUCUUCCUCCUCCUCCCUUUCCAUCUAGUAGCAUCGAUCGUCGUCCUCCUCUUCUGUCCGUGUCAGUCAUCUCUGCCUUCGUCGUCGUCGUCGUCUCUGUUUCAGUCGUUUCCUAAAGCUUUAGCUUGCAUGCACUUCCCUACUGCUGCUAGCAAAGACCUUUAUUACUAGUGUUACAAGUUAUUACAAACAACAAGAAGAAAAAGAAAUCGAGGCCAAGAUAAAAGAGGGCUUCGAUUUCUCUGCUAGUGUGAUCUUGUGUAGUAAUCCAGUGAGGAAGAAGAAAUCAAGAAGCAGAGAGCUGCUCUGUUUUUUUUUCUUGCAAGAAAGGGCGGUUCUUGUCGGACGGAGCACAGGAAGAAGAGAAUGGCUUCCUCCAGCGGGAGCGGGAGCUCGGGCUCUCUGUCGGCGGCGACGGCGGCGCUGGCCGCGGCGGCGGGCACGGAGGAGGAGCUGCGCGCGCUCAUGGAGCAGCGGCGCGCCAAGCGGAUGCUGUCCAACCGCGAGUCCGCGCGGCGGUCGCGGAUGCGCAAGCAGCGCCACCUCGACGAGCUCACCGCGCAGGCCGCGCACCUGCGCCGCGAGAACGCGCACGUCGCCACCGCGCUCGGACUCACCACGCAGGGACUCCUCGCCGUCGACGCCGAGAACGCCGUCCUCCGCACCCAGGCCGCCGAGCUCGCCGCGCGCCUCGGUUCCCUCAACGACAUCCUCGCCUGCAUGAACACCAACGCCGCUGCGGCCGUCGGCGCCGUCGCCGUCUCCGUCUCCCUCACAGCCGCCGCCGCUUCUUCCUCCGACCCCUACCUCGCCUUCGACGGCGCCACCGCCUUGGACGACCUCCUCAGAUCCUGCCCCGAGAAUAUGUACCAGCUCUGCUAGCUCCUAGCUCCAGACUGAAAUCACCAUGGCAGCACAAAGCAUCAAGAGGAGGGAGGGAAAAAAAACAUAUUUUCCUUGUUUUUUGCUUCUGGUGUUUCAGGUUAGUAAUCUGCUAGUGAGAUUGAAGAACUGAGGUCAGAUCAGACGUGGUGGUGAGCCAUGAAACUUACUGUUACUGUACUGUGCUAUCAACUGGUGGGGUAAGCAACUGGGGCACCGCACCUAAUUAGCUAAGCUAGCUGCUGGGGUUAUGGUUAAUGAACUACUACUAAUUACCUUGUGUAAGUGUAACUCGAGGUCUGCUCUUGUCACUGCUUUCAUGUACUGUGUCACUCCACUACUAUGUAAGAAUAGCAGUAACCUUACUAGUAUCUCUGUCAAACAAAGGAAGUGCACCAUAUAAUCUACAGUUUAAUUACUCUACCUGUGCCUUGCAUUAA
Molecule: messenger RNA, 1954 nt
Organism: Sorghum bicolor (sorghum)
Lineage: Eukaryota; Viridiplantae; Streptophyta; Magnoliopsida; Poales; Poaceae
Product: bZIP transcription factor 11
Exons: 1
Coding region: 999-1514 (171 amino acids)
Biological process (GO): positive regulation of DNA-templated transcription
Cellular component (GO): nucleus
Molecular function (GO): transcription cis-regulatory region binding; DNA-binding transcription factor activity
Source: RefSeq, a predicted model, not a curated record